Messenger RNA from Staurois parvus, 612 nucleotides. NCBI's taxonomy places the organism in Eukaryota, Metazoa, Chordata, Amphibia, Anura, Ranidae. The record is from the annotation of a GenBank genome assembly.
AGCCGUAUUCCUGUCCUGAGUGCGGGAAAUGUUUUUCACAGAAGUCCGGUCUUUACACACAUCAGAGAUCUCACACGGGGGAGAAGCCGUAUUCUGUCUCGAAGUGUGGGAAAUGUUUUUCACAGAAGUCUGAUCUUUACAGACAUCAGAGAUCUCACACAGGGGAGAUGCCAUAUUUCUGUCCUGAGUGUGGGAAAUGUUUUUCAUGGAAGUCCACUCUUUCCAAACAUCAGAGAUGUCACACAGGACACAAGCCGUAUUCCUGUCCAGAGUGCGGGAAAUGUUUUUUUUUUUCAAACAAGUCAAUUCUUUACACACAUCAAAGAUCUCACACAGGUGAGAAGCCAUAUUCCUGUCCAGAGUGUGGGAAAUGUUUUUCACACAAUUCCAGUCUUCACACACAUCAGAGAUCUCACACAGGGGAGAAGCCGUAUUCCUGUCCAGAGUGUGGGAAAUGUUUUUCAGACAAGUCCAAUCUUCACACACAUCAGAGAUCUCACACGGGGGAGAAGCCUUAUUCUGUCUGAGUGCGGGAAAUGUUUUUCACAGAAGCCCCAUCUUUCCAAACAUCAGAGAUCUCAUGCAGGAGUGAAAGCCACUUUCCUGUCCUGA